ACCCCUUGGACGUAAUGACGUCAGUACUUCCGGGUUCCUUGUUCAGGCUGCGUUUUGUUGUCGGGCGAAGGAAGAGAUACUGUUUUCUUCUUUUUUAUUUUAUUUAGCCUGUUUGUUUAAAAUAGUGUCGGGAUGAAUCGUAUCUUCGGACGAGGGAAACCAAAAGGACCACCACCGAACCUCACGGACUGUAUAUCAGGUGUCGACUCACGAGCAGAGUCCGUUGACAAGAAGAUAGCCAGACUUGAUGCCGAACUGAUGAAAUACAAAGAUCAGAUGAAGAAAAUGAGGGAUGGCCCAUCAAAGAACAUGGUGAAACAGAAAGCCAUGCGAGUCCUCAAACAGAAGAGAAUGUACGAAGGGCAGAGAGAUCAGUUGAUGCAGCAGUCAUUUAACAUGGAACAAGCAAACUACACCAUCCAGACACUAAAAGACACCAAGACCACUGUGGACGCAAUGAAAGUUGGUGCCAAAGAAAUGAAAAAAGCAUACAAGAAUAUUAAAAUUGAUCAGAUAGAGGAUCUGCAAGACCAGUUGGAGGACAUGAUGGAAGAUGCUAAUGAAGUGCAAGAAGCUCUUAGUCGCAGCUACGGGACACCAGACAUCGAUGAAGAUGACCUGGAGGCAGAGCUGGAUGCACUGGGUGACGAACUCCUUUUGGACGAUGAUAAUUCCUAUCUGGAUGAGGCUGCUUCUGCCCCAGCUAUACCAGAAGGAGUGCCAGGAGACAGAACCGCUAACCGGGAUGGAGUACUGGUGGACGAGUUUGGCCUACCUCAGAUUCCAGCUACAUAAUGGAACAAAAUUACAAUGCUACACAAUUCUAAACCCUCAAAAGACUUGGACAAAUAUCUACACACAUACUUAAUCAAACAUUGGGACAAACCUUCAAUGUCAAGACUUAAUCUUUCUUAUCUCAGUCUUGAUCUACAUUUAUAAUCUUUUAUUGCUUUAUACAAAAUCAAUCCAUGAUAGCUUUCACCAUUAAUCAUUGGGGUUAGUUUUUUUUUUUUUUUUUCCUUGGACGUUUGUUUUCUUCUGUGUAGAUUCUGUUGCUAUUAUUUGUUUUCUAAAGGAUAUAUGUCAGUUGAUUUACUUGGCACUUAAAUUUGCUUAUUGAAAGCAAAUAUAAAGAAAUUAUUAUAUGACCAUGUUUGAGGAUUGAAUGUGCAGUGUAUUAUUUUGUGAAAUUCUGCGAUGCCAGUGGUUCAAAACAGGCAACAAAUCGAAACCAUUUCAGUGAGAGAACAUAGAAAUGGGAACUGACUCGGGUAAGAAUGUGCCCGUGUCAUUUUGUGAGAAACAAUAAUAGACAAAAUCUUAUGCACUCCUUUUAUUAUGAGAAUUUACAUAGAAUCUCACAUUAAGAGCAAAAAGAAAAAAGCCAGUACACAAAACUUUCUGUAAAUUGAAAAACAAACAUCUAUAUACCUAAUAAAUCUACUGGAAGGGG
Molecule: messenger RNA, 1453 nt
Organism: Megalobrama amblycephala (Wuchang bream)
Lineage: Eukaryota; Metazoa; Chordata; Actinopteri; Cypriniformes; Xenocyprididae
Gene: chmp5b
Product: charged multivesicular body protein 5b
Exons: 8
Coding region: 133-795 (220 amino acids)
Biological process (GO): late endosome to vacuole transport via multivesicular body sorting pathway; vesicle budding from membrane
Cellular component (GO): multivesicular body
Source: RefSeq, a predicted model, not a curated record